This is a messenger RNA of Saprolegnia parasitica CBS 223.65, 453 nucleotides long. RefSeq lists its product as hypothetical. The record is from RefSeq and is a predicted model, not a curated record. Bases 1 to 453 code for a protein of 150 amino acids. The transcript has a single exon. NCBI's taxonomy places the organism in Eukaryota, Oomycota, Saprolegniomycetes, Saprolegniales, Saprolegniaceae.
AUGACGUGUGCUCUGGACGCGCCAAACUACAACUGCGUGGUGACCGUUCCCAGUGGCCACCGCGUGAGCUACGCGGUCGUUGGCGACCCCAGCGGGCGUCCCGUGCUAUGCUUUCUCGGCAUACGCGGCCAUCGGUAUUUUACGUACCUCUACAAAGCCCUGGCGUGCAAGCACAAGAUUCGGCUCUUUGGGAUCGACCGACCCGGGUACGGUCUCUCGGACCCGCUGGCCGCUGGCAACUCGACGCCUGCACCCAUUGCGUUUGCCCGUCUUGUCGGGGCGCUCCUCGACGUCCUCGGAAUUGACGAGUUUGGUCUCGUCGGUGGCUCGGCCGGUGCCAUGUAUGCGGUCGCAAUCGCUGCCGACACCCGCCUCGCGACGCGCAUCCUAUCGCCCGUCGUCCUCAUCGCGCCGUGGUUGGGCGCCCACGCAGCCCGGUUCCUUGGCUACUGA